AAAAAAUUUAGCCUAGAUCCUAUUAAGGAUAGUUGUGUUAUAGCGAUAAACGAAUCCUACUGUGAAAAUUUAGUGUCCCUACAAGAAGGUGAUGAGGUUGCUAUUAUUCCAGCAAUAAGUGGAGGAUAAAAAGUUAUGGCUAAUUUUAUAUCUAUUACUCGUGAACCCUUGGAUGUCGCAACCAUCACUAAUUCAGUUGUACAUGAAAGUUGUGGUGCAGUUUCAACAUUCGUGGGGACCACAAGAAAUUCCUUUGAAGGAAAAAUCGUACGUUCACUUGAAUAUGAAGCAUAUGAAUCAAUGGCUGAAAAAGAACUUAAAAAUAUUUGCGCUGAUGUGCGAUCUAAGUGGCAAGAUGUAGUGAACAUAGCAAUUCAUCACCGUCUCGGUGUGGUUGCUCCAAAGGAAGCAAGCGUUGUUAUUGCUAUAUCGUCUCAUCAUCGUCAAGCCGCCUUAGAAUCGGUUUCAUAUGCCAUUGAGCAUUUGAAGAAAUCUGUACCUAUUUGGAAAAAAGAAUUGUAUGCCGAUGGAGAUUCAAAUUGGAAAGAAAAUAAAGAAUCAAUCAACAAAGUCAAAUUUAUUUUCCCAAAAACUCAAAUACGUAAUGAAAUAUCUGUGCCAAAUGAAUUAGUGCAAAUAGCAGUGGAUAAAAUUGAAAUUAAAAACCGUAUCACAUGUUAUCUCCAAAAGAAACGUGAUGAAAUUAAUGAAAACAACAUUAUGGAUUACCGAAAUAUAGAUAACUUUGGCAAAAUAGACAAAGGAACGCAUCACAAUAUUCUGCUAGAAAAUUCAUGUGCCCGAGUGAAUAGUUUCGUAGUGAAACAAAAUAGUUCAAAAUGUCUUUUGAAAGGCAAACAAUCCGGAGAGCCAACUGUUAAUAUGAUCCGUGCCUUGGCAUAUGAUCCAUCUGGAAUAAUUUAUUAUAAAACAAAUAUCAACGACGAUUAUAACGUUUUGCCACAACGUACACAACAAAAAUUUAGGGACAUCGAACCUUCACAGUUACAUACCGAAAGAAUAUCAAUAUCCAAAAAGAAAUGUGAACACCUGCACCAACUUAAAUUUUUACUUCCGGCUGACUGCCACAGCUUUUAUGAUAAUAUACCCUUUACAUCUUAAACCUAUUCUAAUUUGCUAUUUGUAUUGCAGAUUUUGUUGUUUUCAAAUGAAUUAUUUUGUUUUUCUUAACCAGUUUAAUAUAAUUUUAUUUUCUCGAAUUAAAUGUAUUAAUGAAAUAAUUUAUUUUGUGUUAAAAUACUUACAAUAAAUAGAUACAAAAAGACAUAACUUGUUAAAAACUUUUUUAGUUACAGCCUAAAAGCACAUUUUCUUAUUUUAACCAUUGCUUUCAUUUUAUACACAAUUUUUUUUCAAGUAGUUACGGCUUUUUGGUUUCAGAAAAAUAGAGUGCAAAAGGCCGUAACUAACAUUUCUUAAAAACUGCUUUUUCCCAUUAAUUUGGUUUUCAGAAACAAAUCCGUCUUUGCUUUCUAAGCUCAAAUCUACAAUUUGGAUAUUUAGCUUCAAGUAGUCUUUAAUCUAUAACGUUUUUUGCUUCUCCUGUAAAAUACUAAAAAUGUUAUUUACGGCCUUUUGCAUUUUAGGUGACGAUAUGUAAAAAACAUAUCUGCGAGGUUAAAAGAUACAAAUGGAAUAGUCACAUCGACUACCUAGUUUCCGCACUCAAAAAACGACUCGACAUCAUUAAAUGCCUCGCAAGCACCAUAUACAAUUGCAACACAGUGUCAUUACUAUUAGCAGUAAAAGCGUUGAUUAUAUCAAAAAUCAACUACGGCAAAUACCUAUACGCAUACGCACUGCCCUUGGUGCUUUCAAAACAACCCCAAUCAUAUCCUAUACUCCAAUCUGCACCGAUCCCCUCUCUUCUAUUGACUCGAUAAAAAACCUAAACAACCAAGACUUCUACUCCAACUCAAUUCGUAGAUAUCUACUAGAGAAACCAAAUAAGUUAAAAUUAAUUUGGAUCCCAGGUGACAUACAGAUACCCGGCAACGAAUGUGCCGACACGGCAGCUAAAAAUGCCAUAAAUGCACCACUCACAAUUCACCCAACCUACUCUCUCUCUCGGACAUAAAAUGUUUCUUAAAAUCAUACUUCCUCCAAUAAGACCAAAAUGAUAACAACAAUACUUCACAAUGGUACUCAAACAUAUCACAAAACUCCAAGACAAUCAACGACUACUUAAAAAAUAAUACAACCUCUCUGAUUAGAAAAGACCAAACUAAAAUUAUAAGACUAAGACUAGGACACAAUAAUCUGACACAUAAACACUUAAUUAACAAAAAAACUGUCCAACACCUGUAACUUUUGCAAUAGUCAAACAAUUAAUACUCAACACAUCCUUGAUUCAUGCACAUUCUUCGACACCCACCGACUGUCACUUCCAGACUCAACACCCUCAGACCUACUCAAAAACCCUUCCACUAAUAACUUAAUAACACUAAUAAAUUAUUUAAAGUUUUGUAAUCUAUAUAGUAAAAUAUGAAAUACUCUUCAUUCGCAUCUUUCACUCACUCUAACAUUUUCAAUAUCACCUAAAUCAACUGUACUACUGUAUAUCCUCACAUUCAUAUUAGCUUAAGGCCCCAGAUGCCAUAGCUUCUAUUUAAUAUAUUGUUCUGUAAUUUAGUUAUAGUUUCAAUAUUCUUGUAAAUAAAUAAAUAUACAUAUUCCAAACAUGGCUCCUUCCCUUAUGUCGGGCUGCCAAUGUGUAGGCGUUUGUACGUAUUUUUUCUAAAAUAUUUUCAUGCAAAAAGCAAAGUGAAGAGGUGCAAGAUUAUUGGAAAAGAACUGAUUGAUUUGUGGUCAAAACUUAAUUUUCCAAUCAUAGUAAAAGUAUCCUUUGAACGUAAAAUACAAAAACUCAUAUAAACAUACCAGAAAUCGUCCAAAAAAACGCUCUCAUUCAAGAAAUUAUUUGAUUUAACGAAUAAAAACGGUAUGUGGCUUGGUACUGAAGAUAAAGAGCUGUAUGAACUCCAAAUAAGAACGAACGGAGAAGUUGGGUACACAACUACUAAGGAUGUCAAGCUUCACCCAUCCAUAGCUUUUAAAAUGAAAGAAAAUACCUCCGUCAAAAAUAAUAGUAUAUUAAACACAUCAAUAUCUUCAAUAUCAUCAAGCGACACGAACGAUGAUUGCUGCGUCCCGAAUUAUGAAGAAUUUGAAGUACCUUCAAGGCUUAAACAAGCGAAUUGUUCAACAAAGGCAGUAGUGAAAAUAGUAACAACUGCCAAUGUGACCACCAAAAAUGCUGCUAAAAUAUGCAAAGAAUUGGCGAAAUCAGGAGUUAAUAUAACAACACCAACACAACCAGGAAUUUUAAAAGCAUCAGAACGUUUGGAAGAAGAUUAUAAGACUUCACUCAAGAAUAAUAUUUCAUUUUGAUGGGAAGAAAUUCGGUAAAAGAGAAAUACAGGCCGUGGUGCUAAAAAAUGAGUUCAGAGAAGUAAGAUUGGCUGUCUUGGAUCUUGAUAAAGAAAGAAGUUCAACCAUAUUUGAAGGCAUCAAGGAAGUUCUCGAUAAUUUUCAACUGUGGAGCUCCAUCAAAAUGAUUGUGUGUGAUACAACAACCGUCAAUACAGGACAUAAAAAUGGAUUUGUUAUCUCACUCCAAAAAUACUUUUCAACAAGGUUUACAUUCACCGCAAUAUGUGGGCUGUCAACAUCAUAUUUUAGAUCUGAUUUUAAGACAUGUAAUGGAUGAGUCACUGGAUGGAAAAUCAAUAUCACCAAAUAUUCCGUACGAUAUAUUUUCAGAAAUGAUCAAUAAUUUCGAUGCUCUAAAACAAAGUCUCGCUCAAAGCAAAGAAAAAUUGAAAGUAAGAUGCAUCAAAUGGCGCGAUGACAUGCAGUAUCUGUAUGAGCUGGGACAAGCGUUGAAAUAUUAUGAAAAAAAUAAAAUCUUUCCUUAUAUAAAAUUAUAUAUGUAUUAAUAUAUUUAAUAUAAUCGCUAAGCAACGCCCGUUGGAACUCAAGGGCUAUACUCUGCAUUUUGACAUUCAUACUCAUUGCCAAACACCGAACAAAACUGUUGCCUAUUUGUCAAUUGAUAUGCGGCGCUUGGUAUGACGUAUGGUUUUCCGACCACCGUUUUCAUGUAAAUGACUUCACAAAAUUAGAAACAUCGGUAAAGCCUUUUAAAGCAGCGCACACAUGUUUUUUAAAACACUGGGUGAAGGAAGACUCAUUGCAAACCAACAAAGCUCGAAUAUAUGAGCAGAACGAGCCAUCUAAUUGAUACAAGACAUUUGUCCGAAAUGUAAAUCUAAGCGCAGUUUAAAUCCUAAGUUUAUUGCUUCUAACUCUAAAUAAAAUAUAUGUGUAAUUAAUAAAAAGAGUGCGUGGAGUCCCUACGCGCGGAUGAAGUUAUACUUCUUAGUGAUAUUCCAAGAAAUGCAUAUCAUUUUGUAUGAAAGAAAACUAGCGAGAGACACUUUCCUUAAUUCACAUUUUAUAAAUUUAUUAUGCACAUUUUAAAAAGCAAAGUCCAAAUCAAUUAUCAUUUCUAGGUUCUGACGGAUUGAUAUCUAUAAUAUUUACAAUUGGAUUAUAAUAACUAAAAUACGAUAUGAAAUGUCUUACAUCUAUUUUAUCUAUAUUUCUCGCGAAUACCGCAUCAAUAGUCGUACCUCCUUUUGUCGUAGGAUCAUUUCUUCCGUUGAUCAUUUCUAAUGAAAAUUUCUCUCUGAGGAAUGCCAGUAAUGGUUCAGCUUCUGGCAAUAAGAAAUUUACAUUAAAAUCUCCCGCAAGGAAUACCGGUUGUUCGCUAUACUCUACUGGUUCUCCGAUAAUAUCUGCAAAAGCUUGCGAACCUGCAGUUAACAACGGUAAUAAAGCUUUACCAAUAAGCAAUUUUAUAUCCCUCAUCGAUGAAUUUGGUGAUAUAUAAAUGGCAAUUAAAUUCAAUUUUUUAUUAUUAUGAUUAUCGCUAGGGUUCAUUUUGCAUUCUACCGCACACAAAUCGCUAAUUCUUGUUGAUGUUGAUAUUGUCACAUCAGCAUCACUCGCGUACGGAGCCUUUAUAUCUAAAUGAGGAGUGAGAAUAUGACAUUUGUCUUGUUCAUUGUGAUAAAUAGCAACGCCUGAAUUUCUUGUUUCAUUUCGUUGAAAUCUUACAACGUGAGAAAUCAUCAACAUGAGCACGAAGACUUUGACAAUUGAAUGAUAUUAUUGAUAAACAUUUUCUUGUGCUAAGAAACUCGAAUAAUUAUUUUUCGAAGGUGACAAUUGGAUUUCGACGUAAUUUUAUCAUUUCAUCUCGCAAAGCGCGACAUGACCUGUCAUUGCUUCCAAUGCCAUGAUAAAAUUUUUUCUGUUUGUUCACUGGGAUAAUGUAAAUUUGGUGGUUGACAAACUUACGUGUACGCAUAUACAAAUGUAAGUUUGUGUGUUUGUUCAAUGACAUAUAAACAUGUACAUAUGUAUGUUUUGUAGUACAUUUCUUGUAAAAUCUUCGUUGCCACGGACAACAAAUGACCGCAAAUAGUAAUUUUUUUUUGUCACAGACUUGUAAUCAGUGUCGCAUUUUCGCAGGUAAAGAGGUGCAUGUCCCCAACUCAUAUUAUUAUGGAUUGUUUUAUGUCUUGAUUCUUACUAAAAUCAAUUGUAGUACAUUAAUAUUUGGCAUCAUAUAUUUGCUAAUAAUAAGUCAAUACUAUCCAAUACAUAUUUUGCGCAUUUAUAAUUACGGAGGGAUCACUUGAAACCACUCUGUAAAAUUCGAUGUGUCGAAAAAUUGAUGGCCGCCUGCGCGACGCUACAUUGCGUUGUUGGUAGAAAAUCGGCUUGUCGUAAAUAUGUAUGAAAAUGUAUGAGCAUGCAAACAUAUCGACAUAAAUUUUUGACGCUUGUUGUUUUUGUAGAACAUUGCUUUUGAUUUUUGGUGGUUGACAAACCUACGUGCACGCAUAUACAAAUGUAAGUUUGUGUGUUUGUUCAAUGACAUAUAAACAUGUACAUAUGUAUGUUUAUGCAUAAUGUUGCUGUUGCGCAACAAUUAUCGCAACUGUUCCGAACUCGUAUAAGAAGUUUAACUUCAAAAAGAAAAUUAAUUAACAAAAACUAUAUUUUUCUUAUAUGUAUAUAAAUAAUAAUAAAUAAUAUUUGUUGCAAAAUAAUCAAAAAAUACUUUUUUUGAGUUAAUGAUGCCGAAACGUAGAUUUUAUAGUGUUUUAUAUCGUAUCAAAAUUUUAUAUCAAUAUCAAUCAUAUUUUCUGAGAUAUCCACAAAAUUGUGCAAAUUUUUACAUUGAGGCUUAUGGGAUUUGAAAACUUUAAACGCGUUUUUUGCAAUUUUUUUUUAUCAAAAUAAAAAAAAUUCAAUUGCGUUGGUGCGGGAACUUUUUGAAAGAAAACAAAAAAGUAAAAACGCAGUUAAUAUUUUUUCACCAUUGCUCAUCAUGUACGGCCAUGUAAAUAUUAUGUUGCAAAAAAGUUAUACCCCUAGCGAUGCGAGAGCAUUCAAAUGAAGUUAAGUAUGUACAUAUCGUUCGUUAAACCAAUUGAGUUGGUACUGUUAUACUUAAAUAUGGGUAACUGAGUAGAGAAAAACUGAUUAAGCUAGAUAAAGUAAAGUAUGUGACUCCGUUGAAAGGACUUUAAAACAAGUAAAACUGCAAUUUUGUGGAUUCGGCGACGAAUGAUGCCUUUCGAAGUUUGCACAUCAACUACUCAUACUCUUUCAUCUUUUCCUGGCACAGUAUCUAUGACUCGACCAAGUAGACAUCGUUGUGGAGGUACAUUUUCCUCAUGGAUAAGAACCGUUGCAUUUUUACUGACAUUUCGAUGGUCCAUUUCGAUCUCGCUUGAAGUUCGCUUAUGUGGUCGUGUGACCAACGUUUCCAAUUUCAUUUGUUGACUUGAUUGCCAUUGUCUGCUCGCUCAGGAAGAGUCUUCAAUGCACUACCAGUUAGGAAGUGCCCUGGAGUCAAAGCUUCGUAGUCGCUGGAAUCCGACGGAAGUGGUGAUAUGGGUCGAGAGUUUAGAAUUGUUUCAAUUUAUACCAAGGCUGUAGUGAGUUCCUCAUAUGUUAACUUAGUAUUAAUAAUGCUUAGAUUUAAAUGGUAUUUGGCUGAUUUAACUGCCAUUGGUUUCCCAAAUACCACUAAAAUGAGGUGUCCUAGGAGGGAUAAAAUGAAAAUUGACAAAUUCUUUAGCGCAAUAAUUAUGUAUGACAUUUUAGUUCUCUUUCUUAAAUAGAAAGGCUUUCAAUUGAGCAAGUUUGCUACAAGCCCGACGAAAUUAGUUGCGUUGUCGCAGAAGAUAUCUGAUGGAAUACCUCUUCAUCCAAUCAUUCGUUUGAGUGAUGCCAAAAAUGCAUCCGUGGACAAGUCGAAGACGACUUUGGCCAGUGCUUCUGUCCGCAAUGGUAGUUUUUAAUAUGUAGAUUUCGAAUUUACCGUGUAACAAGCGUUUCUGUGUGUGUAUAGCGUUUCUGGCUCUUUGGAAGAUUGACCAAUUCAAGAUCCUUGAGUUGUUUCCAAGAACGGGCUCAAAUUUCGUAGUAUGCCAUUUGUCAUAGUAUUCUUUUGUAAUAGUCGAAUGUCUGCAGCGAAGUGUUGUUGUUGAGCGUUCUAAACAAUGCAUAUCAAAGCGCGAUGUAGUUUAUCAGGAGGAGGUGGCCCAUUUACAAUUUCCGUAUUAACUUUCUUCAAUCUAGUGUGAAAAUGUAACAUUCAUGAGGCAAUCCGAACUUCACGAGUAGUACUAUAUCUAACGAGUGCUUUAAGAAUAUAAUUAUUGAUUACAACUAUUUUAAAUACUGAUUUGCGCAUUUCUGUGUUAACAAUUUCCAUGUUAACGUUGUUACUUUUUCCAUUAGGCCAAUUUUGUUCAUCCUCAUAUAGAAACUCAGGACCAUUGAGCCAAAUGUUAAUGUUACCAACAUUGUCAACUGUGCGUGUAUAUAUUCCGCAGCCGUAAGCACGUAUCGAAGAAUCACAAAAUCCAUAUAUUUGUAAAGAUUGCAUGAAUGUUGUCCACACCGAUGCGAUGUAACGAUUACUGGUGCUAGUAGUCCAAGCGGGUCGAAGAGCGACAAAGCGAUGGAUAGUAUUGUCUUUUUAGUGAUGUUCUCGUUUGUUGGCUGCUUAGGUAGGAAUGAAAACAUAAAAUUAUCUUAAAUUUGAUUCCAUUUAAGACCAAGAGCACUGGUGACAGAAGUGUCGAGAUUUAAAUUUUUGUCAGUGUGAUCGACUUUGAAACAUUGGUGAUUGGAAUUCCAUUUUGAUAGCUCAAGCCCACCUAAUUUUAGCAACUCUGUUACCUUGAUAGCUCGGCAAGUGAGUCAGCUUCACACAACAGGUCGUCCACGUAGAAUGAUGACUUGACGACAUCUGAUCCAACGACGAAUUGAGACACAUGCUGAUCCGCGUGUGUUGAGUUGGGCGAACUCCUCCAUAAAUUAUACUGGAACCUGCGUUGUUCCUCACAGAUUAGUAUCUGCCUAUACAUUUUAACAAUAUCUGCAGUAAGAGCGAACCGAUGUAAACGAAAACGAAACAAAGUAAUUACAAGUUCGUUUUGAAUUGUAGGUCCAACCAUUUGGAUGCCAUUUAUCGAUUUUUGCGUAGUUGUUCGACAAGAUGCAUCGAAUACAACUCUAAAUUUAGUUGUAGUGCUAUUUUGUUUCAAAAUGCAAUGAUGAGGGAUAUAAUAAUGAGGUUUAUCCAAGUUAGGGUUGGGCAAUGCUUGCAUGUGUCCUAGACUUUCAUAUUCCUCCAUGAAGUCUACGUAUUGUUUCCUGAGCAUAGGUAGCUGCUGUAACCGACGCUGUAGCUCAUUAAAUCGUCGCAAAGCUGUGUUAUAUGAUUCACCCAAGCAAGAAGGAUCAUACUUGAAUGGGAUGUUCACAAUGAUCCUACCGUUAGGACUUCUAGAUACUGUGUCAUUAUAUGACUUUUCGCAGCUACAUAUGUUGUUCAUGUGUCCAUACGUCAGGCUUCGUAGCAAUUUCUUCAAUUUGCCACAAUUUUUCCAAUUUGCUUUUGUGAAAGUUCAUCACUUAUGAAAUUCACUUGGGAACAAGAAUCAAGCAAAGCGCGACCAAGGUGAUAAUUUCCAAAAGCGUCAUGAACUAAAACCUCUGCUGUUGCGAGGAUGUUGUCAAGCGACGGCGAAUUGUUCAUGUGUGUGUGAACAGCAGAUGUUGAUGAAGAAUUUGUCGAAUCUGGUAAUCUCACGAUGUAACAGAGUAUGGUGUUGACGAAAGCAAAUCUUACACGUAUGCGUUGAUGCGCAGUUCGAUAACUGGUGUCCCUUUGACAAACAGUUAAUGCAGAGACCCAUAUGUUUGACACGGUCAAUGCGUUGCGAUACACUAAGCGCCUUGAAACGGUCGCAGUUGUGUAUUUUAUGAUCGUUGCUGGAACAUAACGAACAAAUCGAGUUGGAGGACGAAAAUGAAUAACCCUUACGAGAAGGUUUUGCUCUAUGUGCAUUGGUAGUGCUUUGAUGUACAUAUCCAACAGUGUUAGCGUUAUCAAUGCAGUCGAGGUACUGUCUCUCAAUGUCUCUCCAAUUCUACCGCUUCUCAAUUGACUACCGUUAGGCUUAGAAAUGGACGAAAGAUCAAAUAACGAAGAAAUUUUUUCUAAAAAUAUGAGAGUUGGGUUAUCGUACCGAGUCUUAAGUGUCUCCAAUGCCUUCGAAUGAUUUUCAUCGGAUAAUUGAAAAGCGUCAAUAGUUUCUAAUGCCGCUCCAUUGAGACAGUUACGUAAAUGAUUAAAUUUCUCUAUGUAAUUUAAAUUCUAUGUAAAUUGUAUGUAUGUUAGACAAACUAUAUUCUCAAUCAAUAAUUUGCUGAAAGGAUGUUAUAAAAUUUUGAUAUUCAGAGUAUUUGCCGUUGAAUGAGGGAAAUUUAAGUUUAGGCAGCUUUGAUCCUGCUUGCAUUAGAGAAGUGGUGUCUGACAAUGCGUUAUUGUAAUCCUCGGUAACCUGUGAAUGAAUAAUUAACUUUGUUGUGAUAUACAGCUCCUCAAGAUCCAUACGUCCGCAAUUGUCUGAAUCUAUUCUUUCAAUUUUCGUCUGUUGACAAUACAUUCUUGAAGUAUGAUUCAAGAAUGCCAAGACGGCAUUUGUAUUCGGCUGAUGAAAGUAAUUUACCACCUGGCCGUAGACUGGCCCCGCAAUAUUUUAUAUGCGAAAAAUAUGUUUCUUAAUAUUAGAACGUUGCUGUUUAAGAUCUUCCAAAGGCAUUUUAAGAAUGUUUUACAACUUAGGAAAAGUGCGACUUAUAAAUUGUACAUUUAUUUGAUGGCAAGGUUAGAUUGCCGAUAUAACAACGAGUAAUAAAUGCGAAUGUAAUGUUUAAAUACUUGCGAUUGGAUUUCCUUUGGUCCAACGUAGCUAUGACAAAAUGGCAGAACCCCGUUCAAACGGUUCGUUGGAUAUAUACGAAUAUGUAGCGAUGCAGCGAAAUGUAUGUAAGAAAAAACAGCAAGUGACAAUGUUUACAGCGACAGCGAGCAGCAACGAUGGCAGCGAGAAAAACCAGUGCAGAGUAGUGGGUACGACGUCUCGAAUAACUGAUUUGCGUCCUACAGUAAGAACCGUGCAAUGAGGUUAUCCAACGAUGUGAUCCUCCAGCGAUGAUGAGGAGGUAGACUAUUGUGACGAGCGUUAUGAUGACCACCAAGAGCACGAUUCACGAUAGUUAUUGUGAAAUAGCCGCGUUCAAGUCAGGUUACACUUAAUAUUAAAUUCUAAUGCCAGCACUACAUUAAUUUAAAAACACUGCCCACGGGCGCCAAAAAAUGGAUAAAGAAGAGUUUUUCCCGACCGCGAUAUAAAAGCGAAACAACAAUAAUUUAAAUAUAAUUUUGGGCUGUGCAAUUAAAUUGAAGAUGACGGAACAAAGAAAGACUCGUCGCCUUGGUGGUCACCAAUAGACUGAAUUAUUUAAUGUAAUAAAAAAUGUAAUUAGGUACAUUGAUUUAACUUAUGCUAAUAAUUGGCAUGAGUGUCCAUAUACCUGCAGAUGCGAAGAAGUCACACAAAAGGAGUGACAAAAACUCUUGCUGUUAUGUUAGUGCGUACACAAGAAUGAUAGAAGACAAGAUUACGACAGGCGUUUACAGUUAGCUUUUUUGGGUUUUAAGUUUCUGUUGAGUGACAACUUUCACGACCCCGAACACGCGAGCAAAACAAAAUUGUACGGUGGUACAAAACAAUAAAACCCAAACAAAGAGCUGAAGUCAAGGCUAGUGCUUAAUUAUUAUUGAAAAUUCUAAGUGAAAAAUGUAUUAACUUGAAAAAGAAGUCCGCAAUGGCGGAAUUAAACAACAAUAGUACAAAAAAGUCGUCUAUAAAGAAUUUUUUUCACUUUUCCAACCAACAAAAAAGUUGGCAAAAUGGCGAACUUUUUGUAACAAAACAUAUAAUUUUCAUUAUAAAUAUGCAUUAUUAUAUUGGAUCAUUUUAUAGAUGACGAUUUUAAGAAUCACGUUCAUUCUGAUAUUUUAUCUGCACAUUAUUCAAUUUGGUUCACUAUGUUUCACAUUUCCGUUUUCCAUUUGACAAUUCUUGUGUUGCCUAUUCCCAUUCGUGGGUCGUGAACGCUUCAGCCUGUCGUAAUCUUGUCUUCUAUCAUUCUUGGUGCGUACAUAUGUAGACAUGCGUGCGUGUAUAUAUACAUAUGUUCGUUAAACCAUUUGUAUUGGUACUCUUAUACUUAAAUAUGGGUAACUAAGUAGAAAAUAACUAAUUAAGCUAGAACAAAGUAAAGGGUGCAGCUUUAGGUGACCCAACAGGAACUUUUUUGAAUUUCUAUUAAUUUUUGAAAGCAAAGAAAAAAAAAACUGACAGAAAGGCCUCCCGCUUGACAGCAUAAUUAACAUAUAUUUGAAUUUUUUUUGUAAAUCAGUUGGUAAGGCAGUUUUUAUUACUUAGCAUACAUUCAUUUUGGUCAUGCAGACCCCUUUUUCCGCUUGUGGAACAUCAUGUAAUCAAAUGAGUUCGUUGCUCGUACGCACUAUGCAAAUUCAAAAAUCCAACAAUGAACUAAAAAAUUAAAAUAGUAAAUUUAAAAAUUUAAACUAAAAUCAUCUCCAUCAAAAGCAACUUUUGCAAACGAAACAGACGAAGAAGAGCUUGAAACUGAAAUAAAUCGGUUAUUAAAAAAGAGAAACAUAGGAACUGUAAGAAAUGGUGAGCAGAUUCUUCUCCGGAUAUAACGAUGAGGUUUCCAGAUAUAUCUAGAACCUAUAGAAAACAUUAAGGAAAUUUUGUGAAUUAAAUAUAUUCUAAGAAACCAUCAAGAUGUGUGAAAACAAUUAAAUUUAAGCUGCACAAAACCUGCGGAACUACCGACAACUUACAAAAAUUAAAAACGCGGAUGUGAAAUAUAAACAGCUUCAAUCACCAAAACGAUUAAGUACUGUAUCUGCUGCUCCACAAAAAGAAAAUACCAAGACAACCCAUAUCUCUCUAAUAAACAUACGAGGGUAUUUUUGAUAUAUGUAUGUUUGAUCUUAAAAAAAAAAAACAAGAUAUUUUGGAAGAUGAAGUUCACAAAUUUAGGGAAACUAUUCGGCAAUCAGCUUGGAACAUCAUUCCUGUUUUGAAAUAAAAUUUAUAAUAAACACCCAGCCGACAUUUUGGAUCUCAUAAAGAAAACGAGAAAACGUAUUAACUAAGUUCGGGUGUGACACAACAUUUAAUACUCUCGAAAUUUAUUUAUGUAAUUCUCUUAUUACAAAACACUAUUGGGUCUAAAUAUUCAGAAUAAAGUCCACCAGAAUAGCGAAAUGUGAAUUUCUUUAGAAUACAUGAGAGAUUUAACUAUAUUUUUGUAAAAAAAUGGUCACAAGCACUGAGGUCAUCAUUUCGGUAUCUGCGGUCUUUACGGUCCGAUUUACAUAUACUAUAUAUACAUAUAUAGAUUUAUAGACGGGUGAUGCCACACUAUAAAUGACGUACUUGUAUAAAGUUCUGUUCCUAUAUCUUCACCGGUGCUUAAUUUAUAGAUUGUAAAGUAAACGGAUCAUAUGGACUUCAAAAUAGUGGUAUAGUGAAAGUAGGCGUGGUUGAGAACCGAUUUCGCUAAUUUUUAAACUGUAUAUAAAGGUGCCAAGAUAAUGUUACAACCCGAAUUUCGUUAAAAUUUGUCGAGUAGUUCCUGAGUUAUGGUUUUUAACCCAUAAAUGUUUUAGCCUAGUUUUAGCCUGCACAUACGGACGGACGGACAGGCAGACAUCCAGAUUUAAACUCUACUCGUUACCCUGAUCCUUCCCUGAUCGUUUAGUUUUUGCUGUUACAAUCAACCGUUUUGUGAACAAAACUAGUAUACACUUUGCAACAUCUUGCGAGUGUAUAAAAAUGGUAAUUUACGCGAUUUUCUCAAUAUAAAACAGAAUAACAUUUCAACCUAAGUAAUGAAAUUAACGCCAAACGCAAAUAUAGACUAUUAUCUU
Messenger RNA from Zeugodacus cucurbitae (melon fly), 13435 nucleotides. It is a transcript of the gene Mocs2B, whose product is annotated as molybdopterin synthase catalytic subunit. Lineage: Eukaryota; Metazoa; Arthropoda; Insecta; Diptera; Tephritidae. Gene Ontology annotation, biological process: Mo-molybdopterin cofactor biosynthetic process. Gene Ontology annotation, molecular function: molybdopterin synthase activity. The transcript is spliced from 4 exons. The record is from RefSeq and is a predicted model, not a curated record. Gene Ontology annotation, cellular component: cytosol. Bases 136 to 1122 code for a protein of 328 amino acids.